AUGCUAAAUUAUCUGAGAAUCGAUCCAAAAAAAAAAAAUGAGCAAUCAAUUCAAGAAUCAAUAACUGAAAGUGAAGAUGAACUUUCAUCACGAGUAUCUUAUGAUACUGUGUCUCCACACCUUGCACCGACUUAUUUUUCACCCCAACAUGAAUUUCAAGAACAACCUGAAUUUCAAGAACAACCUGAAUUUCAAGAACAACCUGAAUUUCAAGAACAAUCUGAAUUUCAAGAACAACCUGAAUUUAUCAAUAAUUUACACCAAAGUGAGAAUAUUGAGCAAAUUACUCUUGAUCGAUUUUUAAAAGCUCCAGAUGUUAAAAUAUUGACAAACAAUGUAGUUGAUUCAAAAUUAUCAAAUAUUAUCUAUCAACUUUUUUCACAGCAACAAAUUGAUCAAAAUUCAGGAAUAAUUGAAUCAGAUAAAUCAAUACAAACCAUACCCUCAUUAUUCACCAAAUUGGACUCUCAUAAGCCGGCUAAACAACAGAGAUUAUUAUUUCUCUUGACAGCAUGGGUUGUUGAAGAUUAUCGAUAUAGGCAAAGCCUUCGCAAUAUUCAAAAUGAAUUUAAUCAACUGUCAACAAAUAUUUCAGAAGACUCUGAUUGGCCAUUAUUAGAGGAUGAAGAUUCUGAUUCAGAAACUGAAGAUUUAUAUGAAUCAUUAGUGCAAUCAAGUAAGCAAGUGAAAAAAAAAGAACAAUCUAUUAUAGAACCUAUACAGGAUUUAUUAAAACUUUUGUCACCCUUCGCCCAAUCAACAAAAUUAAUCGGAGGUGCACAAUAUCCGACCCUAGGCAUAAUGCUUCCUACAAUUUCACUUUUGCUAUCUCACAUACAUCAAAUGAAAGCAUCUCUUAGUUCAUCUAGUAUUUUAAAUGUUUGUCAACAAAUUGAAAACUCCAUGUUAGCUCGCUGGGAAUCACCUCCAAUAGAAGCUUAUUUUGCUUCUUAUCUUAAUCCUCGGUUUAAAAAUUUGUCUUUUGCUAGUAAUGAAAAAAAAAAAAGGGUUCAAGAUAUGCUAUUAGAAAUAAUAGAAGCAAGAGCUAAUGCUAUAGAUACCCCAGUACAAACAGAAAUGGAUCAGCUUUAUGAUGGUGUUCAACUUGAUUUUCUGAUAGAAAAUAAAAUAGAGCGAUACAACAAAAAAGCUGCUAAUAUGAACCAUGUUGAAGGAACAUUUAAAACUGGUAAUUAUUAUGAGAAUGGGAUCAUAGUUAACAAUGUAAUUAAAUUUGAAUUAAUAAAGCAAUUUCACCAAAAAAAUAAAAAUAGCUAUUUGCUAGUAUUUAAUUCAUUAUUCCCAGGCACCUGA
This is a messenger RNA of Racocetra fulgida, 1314 nucleotides long. The record is from the annotation of a GenBank genome assembly. NCBI's taxonomy places the organism in Eukaryota, Fungi, Glomeromycota, Glomeromycetes, Diversisporales, Gigasporaceae.